AUGACAACAACAGUAUAUGGAGGAGAUGAAAUCAAUGCUAUAGUUCUUGAUCCAGGAUCAUAUACAACAAGAAUAGGAUAUGCUGGUGAUGAUUUCCCGAAAAUAAUCACUUCAUCAUAUUAUGGACAACAACAACAACAAGAAGUUGAAAAUGAGACCAAUCAUCAAAGAAAAAGAGUUUUUGGUGAAUCAAUUAAUGUACCAAGAUCAAAUUUUGAUAUUAAACCUAUAUUAAAAGAAUCAAUAAUUAUUGAUUGGGAUGCAGCUAUUGAACAAUAUCAAUAUUAUUUUAAUCAACAAUUAAAAAUUAUUGAAUCAGAACAACCAAUUUUAAUAACUGAACCUAUAUGGAGUAAAACAAAUUAUCGUCAAAAAUUAAUUGAAACAUUUUUAGAAAAUUUUGAAUUUAAUGGGAUUUAUUUAGCUAAAUCACCAACUUGUAUAUCAUUUCAACAAGGUCGAUCUAAUUGUUUAGUAGUUGAUUUAGGUCAUGAUUCAGUACUGAUUACUCCAGUAAUUGAUGGGAUUUGUUUAUUAAAAAAUUCUAUGAAAACUAAUUAUGGAGGUAAAUUUUUAUCAAAUGAAAUUCAAGAUUAUUUAAAUUCAUUUGAUAAUAAUAAUAAUAAUAAUAAUAAUAAUAAUAAUAAUAAUAAUAAAAUUAUUAUAGAACCAAGUUUUAAAAUUAAAUCAAAAUUACCAACUAUUUAUCCUGAUUCACCAAAAUAUCAAAUUAAAAAUAAUUUACCUAAUAAUAUAACUAAAUCAUUUCUUGAAUAUCAAAAUGAAAAAAUUUAUCAUAAUUUUAAAGAAAUUUUAGAAGUCCCAGAAAAAGGUUAUAGUACCACUAAUAAUAAUAAAGAUUCAACAAGAUUAUUUGAAUUACCUACAGGUCAAUCUAUUAUUAUUGAUAGAUUUAAAAUUUCUGAAUCAAUAUUUGAUCCAACAAUUUAUAAAUUCACUAAUUCUAAAUUAUCUUUACUUUAUCCACCUAAUAAUGGAGAAUUAUCAAUUUCUCAAGUUAAUGAAUAUCGUCCACUUAAAAGAAUUCGGAAAAAUGAUGAAGAUGGUGGUCAAGAAGAAGAAGAAAUAACAGAAAAUCCUUCUUCUUAUUCUUCAAAUAAAUCUACUCCAAAUCCACAACAAAUUACUACUACCAAUAAUAAUAAUAUUAGAGGAAUUUCUCAAUUAAUUUCUCAUACUUUAUCUAAUAUAGAUAUAGAUUUAAGAGCAUCAUUAGCUAAUAAUAUUAUAAUUACUGGUGGUGUAUCAUUAAUUUCUCAAUUAACUGAAAGACUUUAUUAUGAAUUAUCAAAUAAUAAUCCCGGAUUAAAAAUUAGAUUACAUGCCGUUGGGAAUUCAACAGAAAGAAUAAAUCAAGCAUGGAUUGGUGGUAGUGUAUUAGCUUCAUUAGGUACAUUUCAUCAAAUGUGGGUAACAAAAGAAGAAUAUAAUGAAGUUGGUGUAGAUAGAAUAUUAAAUCAAAGAUUUAGAUAA
Molecule: messenger RNA, 1494 nt
Organism: Candida dubliniensis CD36
Lineage: Eukaryota; Fungi; Ascomycota; Pichiomycetes; Serinales; Debaryomycetaceae
Gene: ARP4
Product: Arp4p
Exons: 1
Coding region: 1-1494 (497 amino acids)
Biological process (GO): regulation of transcription by RNA polymerase II
Cellular component (GO): NuA4 histone acetyltransferase complex; SWI/SNF complex
Molecular function (GO): chromatin binding
Source: RefSeq, a predicted model, not a curated record